AUGGACGAAGUCGCAGUAUUCCGGUCGUCAAAGCGCAGGAAAAUCAAUCGUACCCAGCACGAGAGAUCACCAGAACCUCAAACCCUCCCCGAAUCGACCCCAAUAGGGGAUGGAGACCAGCAGGGCGAUAAGGCCGACGCCCAGCAGUCAGACGCCUCCGAAGUCGAUCUCUCUAAUCUGAUCCGGGCUAGAAAACAUGUCCGCAAACCCGUCGCUGGUGUCCAAUUCUCAAACACAAAGACAACACACAGACUGGACGCCGACGGAUCCCAAUCAGCCACCUUCAGAGCGGAACAAGCCAUCGACAAGCCGAUAGACAUCGGCAAUCGGUUUGUCAGCAGCACUGGGCAGGUGAUUGAUGUCGAUCAACAUAUGGUUGCAUUCAUAGACGCUGAAUUGGCUCGACGGCGAAUUCGCACUGUUUCUCCAUCAAACCCUACACCGCAGGUUCGGGAAACUGAUUCCGCCUCUCAGUUGACGACGUCCAACAGAUCGACUACAGCACCAGUACAGCCGGCUAGUCAAUCCCUUCCAGCCUCGGUUCGCCAGCUGUCCGAAGUCGAUCUAGGCUCUUCGGCGCACGACCUCAACCUUGCGCGGACCCAGGCCGCCCUGCAGCGCGCCAUAUCAGGUCAGCCCCCUAUGGCAGAGGAACUGCCGGCGCCGAAACCUCGCAAGCCGCGGAUCGGUCGUGACGGGAAGCCGAUGAGGCCUCGACCGCGGAAACGGAGGAACAGCGAGGACAUCGCGCGCGACGCGCUGGUGGAGCAGGUGCUGCACGAGCAUAAGCUGGACAUUUACGAUGUGAACGAUCCACAGCGUUCCAAGGACUCGGCUGGGACAGAUGCUGAGGGAGGUGAUGCCGAUGAGCGGCUAGCCGAGCAAUUCCGGCAGGAGUUCAUGGACGCCAUCGCGGAUAGACAUCACAGGCACAAGGCCGCCAGCCAAUCCAAGACAUCGGCGGGAGCCGCAACAGAGUCUAGAGGACCCAAAUUGGGAGGAAGCAGGAGCGCGAGAGCAAAGAUGGCGCUGAUGAAGCAGCAGCAACAGCAACAGGGUCAGCCGUCCGGUAAGAAGUAG
Capronia epimyces CBS 606.96 is the source of this 1080-nucleotide messenger RNA. RefSeq lists its product as uncharacterized. Lineage: Eukaryota; Fungi; Ascomycota; Eurotiomycetes; Chaetothyriales; Herpotrichiellaceae. The record is from RefSeq and is a predicted model, not a curated record. The coding region runs from base 1 to 1080 and encodes 359 amino acids. The transcript has 2 exons. Gene Ontology annotation, biological process: mRNA splicing, via spliceosome. Gene Ontology annotation, cellular component: spliceosomal complex.